AUGCUGUAGAGAAACCUUUCAAAAAUACUGAGUGCUGAAAAGCCUUUACUCAGAUUUCAACCCUCACUACACAUUAGCCUUACGAUUGGAUAAUCCAUGCUAGACAGAAACCAUAGAAAUGUAAUGAAUGUCUCAAAGUCUUUAGUCAGAAUUCAUACCUUAAUAUCCACUAAAGAAUUUAUACUGGAGAGAAAUCUUUCAAAUAUAAUGUGUGGCAUAUCCUUCAGUUUACUUUCAAUCCUACCUUACCAUCAGGUAAUCCAUACUGGUGAGAGACCAGGCCUUUCGAGAAGAAAUUCAUUCACUAAAGAAUUCAUUCUGGAGACUACCUCACAAAUGCCAUGCAUUGGAAAAACCUUUACUCAGGGCUCACAUCUCACCAAUCAUCAGAUAAUCUAUACUGGACAGGACAUUACAGAUGUAAUGAAUGUGUCAAAGCUUUUGCGUUGUGCCUUAAAAAGUGAGUAUUGCAAGGUUUCAGAUUAUUGCUCAUUCAUCACUAGAUAUCAAAAUACUUAUCCUGGAGGGAAACCACACAAAUGUAAUGUGUGUGGCAAGAAAUGUUGUAAAGAUUUUCAUUGGUGUAAUGAUAUGGAAAUAUUUUGA
Messenger RNA from Mesoplodon densirostris (Blainville's beaked whale), 606 nucleotides. RefSeq names its product putative zinc finger protein 818. Lineage: Eukaryota; Metazoa; Chordata; Mammalia; Artiodactyla; Ziphiidae. The transcript is spliced from 3 exons. The record is from RefSeq and is a predicted model, not a curated record. Gene Ontology annotation, cellular component: nucleus. Gene Ontology annotation, biological process: regulation of transcription by RNA polymerase II. Gene Ontology annotation, molecular function: DNA-binding transcription activator activity, RNA polymerase II-specific; RNA polymerase II cis-regulatory region sequence-specific DNA binding.